AACGCGGGCAAAACAAAUCCCUAUCUCCCGCCAAGCCAUUUACCGCGAUAUUAUUUCUUCACACAGCCCAGCCCCCAAUAAGGUUGAAACAGCUCGCAGAAAAAUUUCACCUAAAGCAUACAUCUUUCUCUCUCUAAGAACCCUUCUCGGCUUCAGUAAGGUGGGCUUCGGAUCUACCCACCACGAUUCGAUUACUUGCGGUUUGUAUAUGUAGCUUGAUUUCAAUUUUCUUCAUUUAGCUUCGAUUGCUGUGGAAUAUCAGGGAUUUAGCUGCUUCGCGCUUGCUUUUCGAAUCUGACUUUUUGAUUGUUUUGGCUGUUUGCAUUGCUGGCCUACCACCACAUUGUUGGCGGUUUAAGUGUGUUGAGAAGCGAGAGAAAGUUACGAUUUUUUCGGCAAUCAUGGAAUUAAGGAGAUGUGGUCACGAACAUUUCAUCCAAGCUAUAAGAGCCGGUGUUGUAAUUAAAGUUCUCAAUAUGAAUCAUCGGAGGCAAGAUUUUUCUUUCAAACUAUUGAAGGACGUAUGUGAGAGUAUAGAUGCCAAAGCACCAACACAACAUACUACAACAAACAACAAUAAUGUAAAUGCCUAUUUGCCAGUUGAUCGGACAUUACGAGAAGUAAAAGCGGAACCAGAUGAGUUUGUUCCUGAUUCCAGUGCACUGGAAAAUGAUUUGGAUGAUGCGACGACGUUGAGGCAGCUUAAAGAUAGAUUCAUGAAGAGGAAAAGAAAAUCUAGUCAUACUGAUGAGCAUUUCAAGCCGGUAAAUGCAGAAGUGGAUACGACUCUGAGGGAAAUAAAAUCUGAAAAAGAUGAAUCUGUUCCACAUCCAGACCAUGGUUUGGUCAGUGACUUGGAUGAUAGCAUCACAUUGAAACAGCUUAAAAAAAGGUUUCAUAGGAAGAAUCGAAAAUCUGGCAUUCCUGAGGAACACUCUACGUUGUCAUAUUCAAAUGAGAGUUCUGUUGGAAAUGGAUCCAAUCUUAGUGAGCCCACUAUCGUUCUGGAAUCAAAGAAUUCGAGGGAAUCAAAGGCCAAAAAGGAAUACAUGACUGGAAGUGUUGCUUCCUCCUCAACCUCUAUCAUGAAUACAAAAUCUCAACUGAAUUUUGUUUCUGAAGGUUCUCAGCUAGUUGGUAGUGACUUGACUCCAAAUAUUCCUGUCAAAGAUGAGGAUGAUGCUAUGGAACUGGAAAUCCCAAAGGAAACUUCCGUUUCUGGUGAACCAUCCUGUUGCAGUGUUGAGGUGCCAUGUCGUGAAGUAUCAAGUGAUAUCCAGACCAUAAAAGUGCAACCUGAAACAAGAGAACCACUGUCCCCUCUAGACGGAUGCCAAAAUUGUGUAACUAAUAAGAUCUCCUAUGAUAAUUUGUUGGACAUUGAGCCUAUCUCUAUGUUUGAUCCUUCAGAUGGCACAAAUGAUGCUUCGGAAAAUACAGAAUUGCUCUGCCAUGAGGUGCUGGAAGAAAUAUCCGAGCAAAAUAGUAGUUCUUGUGUGUCAAAUAUUGAUAUGGGAGGUUUGACAUGUGAGCAAGAUUAUUCUCUAAGUAGCCUAAACAAGAACUGCAGCCCUUCCCGAAUUUCUGUUAAUUCCUUGAAGGCUGAUGAAACAUUAGUUCCAUUGGCUGUACCGGAUGAACAGCACCCAUUGACAUGUACCUUGGAUGACAUGACAGAAAGUGGCUUGACCUGUAGAAGUAGCAUGAAUGAUCUAUUGAUGGAUGAGAAGCAAGCUUUGGAAUCUCUGAACGCUUAUAAUGAAUGUCGGUCUUUUCCAAAGAACCAAAGCUUGGAUUGUGUGGAUAUGGAUUCAACGAUAGAAUCCUGUCGGCCUCCGGAAAGGCUUCUUUCUACACGAAAGGCAAUCUCUCCUUCUUCUCAAGAGAGAUUAUGCUCGGCGAUGAAAUCAGAUGAUGACCUUUGCAAUGGUGCUGGCCAAUAUAUUGGUUCUGAACACAAGGAGCAGCUCCAUGUAGUGGAAGCUGCAAAGAAAGAUUCAUCUGCAAGAUCAGAUAUCCACCAUGCUAAAAGAGCUGUUAAUCAUGUAGGGAAUGGGCAUAUUAGACAGAGAAAGAUCUACAUUAGUCCCAGACACAUUGUAAAGAAGUCUCUCAAAUCCAAAGUCAACCUUGAGGGUCCUCGUUACUCUCGCGUCCUACCUAACAUUAGUACUGAGUGUACAUCCAUUCAAGGUUGUUCUGAGAGCGCUAUCGCAUUUUCACAGAGGCAGAUGCAAGACAUGGAGUCUCUUACAUUUAAGCUGAUGGAUGAGUUGGACUCAAUGAAGUCCAUUGUUGAACAAAAGUUGCUUUUUGAAGCAUACAGAAAUGUUUCCUUGAAAAGUGAUGCAGAUGAGGUGAAAUCAGCAAUCAAUAGUGCUUCAAAAAUGGAGGAAACAGCACGCAAGUGGCUGUCCACAAUGACCCGUGACUGCAGACGAUUUUGUACAAUAAUGAAACUGACUCCAAACAACAGCCCAGACUCCAAAGGUGCUGCUUCAAGAGAGAGGAGAAAGAUUGUGUUUGCAGACGAAGCUGGUGGGAAGCUAUGUCAUAUCAAGUAUUUUGAAGUUGGUGGGGACACCCUAAAACAGUAAGCUCUCUCGAAAUAGUUUUUUUUUUUUUUAGGGAAUAUCAUAUAAAUGUACACUUUUCGUUGAUCAGAUUAGAGAAAGACUGACUGAGUGGUCGAUUUUUUCGCCUGUUGGUUUGUAUUAUCAAGUACGAAGAGUGUUAUAUAUACUAUUCCAUGUAACAAUUUCGUUAUUGGCGUCAUGUCGUGUGUAUGUAUCGACUUUAAUUUGCCAAGCUUUUCUUGUGGUGGUUUUGUGAGGGCGGAGGCACCAUUUAGCCAUGCCUCGAACCCAAAGAUUUUGGUGUUAACGAACAAAAUGUACAUCACGUACGAUGAAUUCAAGAUGGA
This is a messenger RNA of Striga asiatica, 2923 nucleotides long. NCBI's taxonomy places the organism in Eukaryota, Viridiplantae, Streptophyta, Magnoliopsida, Lamiales, Orobanchaceae. The record is from the annotation of a GenBank genome assembly.